Molecule: messenger RNA, 4514 nt
Organism: Saccostrea echinata
Lineage: Eukaryota; Metazoa; Mollusca; Bivalvia; Ostreida; Ostreidae
Product: ribosomal protein S6 kinase beta-1-like
Exons: 16
Coding region: 122-1588 (488 amino acids)
Biological process (GO): signal transduction; protein phosphorylation
Molecular function (GO): protein serine/threonine kinase activity; ATP binding
Source: RefSeq, a predicted model, not a curated record
UUUUGACGUCACAAGGAAUCCCUCGGUUUUUCUUCGACUUCUUUCCAAGACCCCUAUGCUACGUAAAUUUUGGACAUUUUUAACAUAAAAUACUAUCAUCGAAGCCGUCAAAUGUAGUGAUAUGGCUGGAGUGUUUGACUUAGAAUUACAUGAUACCCCAGAGGGUGAUGAGGAAAUUUCUGAUGACGAAUUUUUUGAGCCAGAACUUGAGGUAUCAGGGCGUGGUCAAAAUGUCAUGUGUGAAGAUGGGAUGGAGACAGUGGAAAUAACAGAGAACACAGUAAAUCCAGGGCAGUUAAAAGUUGGACCGCAAGACUUUGAGCUUCUCAAAGUUUUGGGCAAAGGAGGAUAUGGAAAGGUGUUCCAAGUACGAAAGAUCUCAGGUGCUGAUAAUGGCAAGAUAUUUGCCAUGAAAGUGUUGAAAAAGGCCACAAUUGCCAGAAAUGCCAAAGACACAGCUCACACAAAAGCAGAACGCAAUAUUCUGGAAUGUGUAAAGCAUCCCUUCAUUGUGGACCUGAUCUAUGCAUUCCAAACAGGGGGUAAGCUUUAUCUGAUCCUGGAGUACCUGCCGGGAGGGGAACUGUUUAUGCAGCUAGAGAGGGAGGGGAUCUUCAUGGAGGACACAGCCUGUUUCUACCUAGCAGAAAUCACACUAGCAAUAGAGCACUUACAUUCUCAAGGCAUUAUUUACCGAGAUCUGAAACCCGAAAACAUUCUUCUGGACAAUACAGGACAUGUAAAGCUGACAGAUUUUGGAUUAUGUAAGGAGUCUAUAAAUGAGGGAGGUUUAACUCACACAUUCUGUGGAACUAUAGAGUACAUGGCCCCUGAGAUCCUAACAAGGAGUGGCCACGGUAAGGCUGUGGAUUGGUGGAGUCUGGGUGCACUCAUGUAUGACAUGUUGACUGGAGCUCCCCCAUUCACUGCUGAAAACAGAAAGAAAACCAUUGAUAAGAUCUUGAAAGCCAAGCUUAGUCUCCCUCCCUAUCUCACGAAUGAAGCCAGAGGUCUCAUUAAAAGGUUGCUAAAGAAAAGUCCACAGGAGAGAUUAGGCGGAGCAGCUGAUGAUUCCAAGCCAAUCAAGCAACAUGCCUUCUUCCGACAUAUAGAUUGGAAUGAUCUUCACCAGCACAAAGUUGAGCCUCCAUUUAAACCUUGUGUGACCAGUGAGGAGGAUGUAAGUCAGUUUGACACCAAGUUUACCAGACAGACCCCUGUGGAUUCUCCCGAUGAUUCUGUGCUCAGUGAAAGUGCCAAUCAAGUAUUCCUAGGUUUUACAUACGUUGCUCCUUCAGUUCUAGAAGAACUAAACAAACCAUGGAUUUCUGAGAAAGAGCCCCGAUCUCCACGUAAAGUGGGAACAAGUUUUAAAGCUUCCAUGAGUCCCCAUCAAAUAAAUCUAGUGGAAGGGUUCAGGGUGGCUGGACAUGUUAAUGGAAUGGACGACGUAGAGGUCAUGGACACAACAACUACAACCAUCCCCAAAAGAUCCACCUCCCCAGCAAUCGCCACCAAGAAUACAGCCUACAAACAAGCUGCCUACCCCGGGAGCCAGAACCGCCCCCCUCACCUUAGGAUGAAUUGACUAGGGGCCUUUUUUAGGAAAAAAUUAGGAUUUAAUAAAUAAUUUUCUUUAUUUUAUUUUUUAAUUGCAGGUUUAUUGAAAACUGCUCUAGACUUACAGUGUAUAUUUAUUGAAACAGAAUGGCUUGUGAAGUCAGGAAUUUGGUUCUCAAGCUUCGUCAUUGAUGCUAAAAUGUACCAAUUUUUUUUUCAUAGUGUGUUUUUGUUAUAAUAAUAUUUUUAAGAUGCUUGAUUAGUUACCUAGAAAUGUAAAAUUUGUAAAUUAUCAAAUUUUCCUUGUGUUGUUUUUGUUUUAAGCAUGUUUUAAAAGUACUUGUUUAGUUACCAAGAAUUGUAAAAUUUAUAGACAACUAAUUAUUGACUGACCAAAUUGCAAUACAAAUUUAUGUAUCAGGUAUUACCAAGAACUUUUGUGGCCAUGUAAUUACAUGUGCAUUUGUAUUGAAAGCCAAAAAAAAAGAACCUUGUAAUUGACAACACUAAGCUAGAUGUGUACAGUAUUAAGAUCACUUUAAAUAGCACUCUUGUUUAUGAUAAAUAUCUGCUUAUGACAGAUUCAUCUCAAAGAAAUACAUGUUCAAAGUAUUGAAGCUGAAUUGGAAAUACACAUGUAAUUAAGAAAAGACUUUAUUAUUUUCUCCAUGAAUAUUUGGUUUAACAAAUUAUACUGUAUGCUAUCGUGAAUUUUUAAAAGAAUUGCUUUUGAGAACAUUUUAAAUUUUUUCACGGUUUUGUGUAAUGAUUUACUGAAGGAAAAAUAUGCCUGUUCCAGAGAGUAAUUUAUCUAGACUUUCCAUUAUUUAAAAAAAAAAUGCCAAAUAUUAACUAAUGUGAAUACUGUUUCCCUGUAUCCAUGAUUUCCAUUUAAUAUUUUAAAAAAUGGCAACCAGAUACUAAGUGUAGUUUAUACUAAAAAGCUUCACUUGACAGCGAUAUUAAAUAUGAUAUUUUCCUAUGUCUUUUCAGAGAAGCAUUCACCGACACAAACGUGAUUUAAUACACCUUUAAUAUAUGUCUUGAGUAAUUUUGUUACUGUAUAUUCUAGAAUUUGUCAAUAUGCAGUCCCACUUCCACAAUAUAGUAGGACAGUUUCAUACAUAUGAUGAUUUUGUUGUAUUAAGCUUGUAUUUACAGAUACCACAAUUUCAGAUCUUUACUUCUAUAUUUUGCCAUUAUAUGGCUGUAUAGAUCAUGUUUAAAUUGCACUGGGUAAAUGUUCAUCUGUCAUUUCAUAUCCAGAGCAGUGGUGUGAUCUUAGGCUUACUGUGAUAAUUUGCUGCUGUUCAAAAUUAGAAGAAUGAUUUGAUUUGCACAUUUUACGGAUAUAAAUUGUUGGGAGGCAAGGUCUUGGAUUUAUUGGAAGAGGAAUGUUUAUUAAUUUUAGGAAUUGUUUCUGUAUUCAUUUAAUUUUGUUUGCUUUAUGACUUAGGAAUACAUUUUGUACAAAAUCAUAAAUGACACACAUUUUGAUUGUCUUUCAUAGAUCUAUUGUAAUUUAAUGCCUUUAAUUUAAUGAAUACUUUCUAAUAUGAUAAAUUACAAAAGAACAUAAUGCAUUAAAAAAUCCUAGAGUAAUAAUUUUUUAAGAACAAAUGCAAUAAUAUUUUGAUUUUGAAAUGGUCAACAUUUAUGUAUGACCACUAGAAAGAUGCCCACUGCCAGUAUACACUUGAAAAAAUUCUUUUCUUUCCAUAUUUUGUUGAAUGUGCAAACAAUUUGUGUAUUAGUACUUUUGGCUGUGCCAAAUGGAGACAAUUAAUUACCAAGAAAGCUGAACACCUUCUUUGUUUGGUUGAUUUUUAUUUUAUUUUUUUUUUUUUAAUUUUUUUUUUUAUCAUUAAUUUAUGUUUGAUGUGUAAUAAAUUGUUAGAACAGAAUUUGGAUGAUGGAAAAUGAAAGAUAGGCCAGUUAUAUUGUGUUCAUGUAAUUUGUGUUAUUUAUAGCACAACUUCUUGUCGAAAAUGUAUAAGGUAGAUUGGCCUUAGAUGCAUUGAUACAAAUAUGAGUAGAAAGAGGGAAGAAAGUUUUUCUCAAGAUGAUUAGAGAAGCUGUAGCUUGUGUUGAUUUUUUUGUUCUUAUUUUUAUUUUUGUCUGCACCCCUCAGCAAUUCAUCACCUGAUAUACCCAGGCAAUCAUAAGUAAUAUAUUUUAUUGUUAUUUUAUUUCCAAGUGUGCACCAGUGAAAGCUGGAGCUUUAUUUUUGUACAAAGCUUCAUCUUAAUUGUUACUGCAUAGUUUGUCAUUUGUACAAAAAAAAAUUCUAUCAGGAUAUUCUUCCUGUUUUGUAAAUAUUUGAAUCAUGGUCUAAUUGUUAUAAAUUUUGUCACAGAUAUUUUCUUGGUCUACAUUUCAUCAUAUAAUUUUUUUCUUCAAAUUUCCAUUUCAUCGACCUGGAUGAAAGCUAUUCUUGGAAAUUUUCUUGUAUCAAUAUGGCUAUAAAUCUCCAACAGUAAUAAUGUUUCAAAUUAGAAAAUUAUGCCGUAUUCAUUUCUUAACAACAAUCCCUUCAAUAGUUUUAUAGUGAUAUGAAUUCUGUAUUAUAAGCAUGGAAUACAUAAAAGUGCACAAGUACAUGUACAUACAGAAUAUAAAAAGAACACUACUGUGAAUAUCUCAUUUUACAUUUUAGCAAUGUUUAAUUCAAAGAAUUCCCUUUAUGAUAGUUAAUGCAACUUCAAUCAAAAAUACUAUGAAUUGCACCUGUCAAUGGAGGAUUUUUUUUGUUGCUAAUGUAAACUGGUUUUAUGCACUGCUGUUUAAAAGCAUUCUUACUUUGUUGGAUGAAAGAGGAGAAAUCUAAUUUAUUGUAUGAGAGUUUUAAUUUUCUGAUCAUUUUAUUUUCUGUAGCAGGUUAUCCUCAUUUUUAAAAAAAUAUCAUUUUAAAAAUUGAUAAUUAAAAGCAAUGAAAUAAAUCAUGUGGAAAUGCA